Messenger RNA from Pieris macdunnoughi, 1005 nucleotides. NCBI's taxonomy places the organism in Eukaryota, Metazoa, Arthropoda, Insecta, Lepidoptera, Pieridae. The record is from the annotation of a GenBank genome assembly.
AUGAUGUCAAAUCAAGGUACUUACGCUAAAGCCGCAAUAGCAUCAGCCGGCGUUAUCGGUGGCGCAUACGCAGCUUAUCAGCUGUAUAAAGAAUUACAAAAACCAAGUUUACCCGAGGAAUGGACACAAGUUGGAACCCUUAAGAACAUUUAUGCCUACCCAAUAAAAUCGUGCGGUCCAAUUGUUUUAAAUACUGCAGAAUGUAGUCUGCUAGGUCUGAAGAAUGGUUGGUUAAGAGAUAGGGUGUUGAUGGUCGUGGAUGACAAGAACAACUUCAUAACAGGAAGGGCCUAUCCGGAACUUCUGUUAGUUGAACCGUCGAUCACGAAUUCUAUUCUAACUUUAAAGCAUCGUGAUAUGGAACCGGUCUCUGUGAAUUUAGCUGAGGUGAUAGCCUUACAACCCCAGAAGACAGCUACAGUUUGGUCGGUCUCUGUGCCAGUUCAUGACUGUGGCUGGGAAGCUGCCGAAUGGUUUUCAAGGCUAUUAGAUAAAUCAACUACCAACUACAGGCUCGUGUAUUACGCGUCUCAAAAUAGCCGCAAUUUAAGAAGCACUACAAAUAAAAUUUACAAGUUUACGAAAAACGAUACGGGCGCCCUCCCAGAUGAAGUUCCCUUCAAUUUAAUAAACGAGGCGUCUGUGGAAGAACUGAAUGGAAGAUUAAAGGACUGCCAAGUGACGCAUCGUAAUUUUAGAGCCAACUUCGUGUUAGACGGCGCUAAAGCUUUUCAAGAAGAUCAGUGGAAGUUCGUCAAGAUAGGAGAUAAUAUAUUUGAAAUCAUAAAACCUUGUACGAGAUGUGUUAUGACUACUAUUGACCCAGAAACCGGAGUACGCCAUACAAAAGCCGAGCCAUUGGAAACAUUAAAAAGCUACCGUCAAAUAGAAGAUCCCGAAGUGCGCAAGACUGCCGGUAACUCACCGCGUAUGGGAAUACAGAUGGCGCUACGCUCUGGUGGUGGCGGACUUGUGUCCCUGAACGACCCCAUUUAUGUUGCUUAA